UUUUCUCAACGCACUUGACAGAAUAACUGCUCAUACAUAUGUGCCAACAACUCAAGAUAUUCUAAUGCUUAGAAUUACUACUACUGGCAUUAUUGAGGUAAAGUUCGAAAUCAAAGGUGUCAAUUUUCGCGUUUUUGAUGUUGGCGGGCAAAGAAGUGAAAGGAAAAAGUGGAUUCAUUGUUUUGACGACGUUCAUGCCAUAAUAUUCGUAGUUGCAUUAAGUGAAUAUGAUCAAGUGCUGUUUGAGGAUACAAGAACGAAUCGAAUGAUUGAAUCCCUGCGUUUGUUUCGUUCAGUCUGUAAUUCAAGAUGGUUCUACAAUACAGCAAUGAUUCUUUUCCUUAACAAAAAAGAUAUAUUCGAAGAAAAAAUUAAAACAACUUCAAUUCAAUGCCUAUUCAAAAAUUAUAUGGGUAAAUUAUUCUUGUUUAUAGAAAGCUUGAUAAACGAUCAGUUAUUGAUGGGAUGGCUAGCGGUUAAAAAGCUCGAAUCAGAGAGCCAUAUAAGAAUCCUCCCAGCACUAACAAUUAAGCGAAAAUGA
This is a messenger RNA of Meloidogyne enterolobii, 541 nucleotides long. The record is from the annotation of a GenBank genome assembly. Lineage: Eukaryota; Metazoa; Nematoda; Chromadorea; Rhabditida; Meloidogynidae.